CAGACAUGGCAGCACUGAAGCAGGAGCAUCGUUAUGGGCUUUCCUGUGGAAAAAUCAACAAGAAUUCCCAGAAUAAAACACUUUAUCAUGUCAAGCUUACAGAUACUGCCCUCCGAGCACUCGAAGCCUAUCAGAAUCUCAAGGGGUCUUUACCAAAUCAGCCAUCUAUUUGCUUCAAAGAAAACCAAGGGUACAUCAAGAUUCCUGCUGUGUCUGCAGAUCCCCAUGGUGCUCUGCGUGUUUUUUCCUUUUAUCUGGACAAGCCUCAGGCUAGCUUUGACUGUAUUCACCAGUAUGUCUCCAGUGAUGGCAGGGAGCAGCUGGAGUGCCAAGGCAGUAUUCAGGACAAGAUCACGGUGUGCGCCACGGAUGACUCCUAUCAGAUGACCCGGGAACGAAUGUCGCAGGUGGAGAAGGACAUCCUGAGCAGAUCAGCCAUUGAGAUCAAGCCUGGACCAACGUAUCAGAGUAAAUACUCCAAGCUUCAGCGGAAACUAGGCCCGAGCUCUGGCUCAGACGGCUUCAGCAGGUAUUCCCCCAAUAACAAAAGGGUGAGCACACAAGGCGUCCUGACCCAGAAGCCACUGCGGGAUCGCGUCAUUCACCUGCUGGCCCUGAAGCCUUACAGGAAACCAGAGCUGCUGCUGUGGCUGGAGCGUGAAAGAGCCAGCCCCCGGGACAAAGUUGAUCUCGGCUCUGUGCUGGAGGAGGUAGCCAAGCAGAACCCCAAGGACCAAAGCUUCACCCUAAGGGAUGAGUUUUAUAGGCAUGUUCAGAGGGACUGGCCAGGCUACCAGGAAGAAGAGAAGCAGUUUAUUCACAGGCUGCUGGCAAGGAAGUUGCAGCCAACGGUGAACAGUAGCCAGUCAAAGGGUUUUCAGCCAAACCCUUCAAUGCACAAAACCUCAGGCGAAUCACCCUCUCAUCUCAGCCCUGUCAAGAAUCCUGCAGUGAAACGCCCAGUGCCUUCUGAACUGGAAAAUCAGACUCACAAGAAGCCCAGAGUAUUGGGGCAGUGUUUCCAUCCACAUCUCUCCAGCGAACCCCUGAAUCCCACAGGAGUCAACACUGUCCUGACCUCUCUUCACCCCAGUUUACAUGCCAAAACAGAGUCUCAGAGCACGAGCAACCAUGUCUCGGAGAGCCAAAAUGCUUUACUUCCAAGGCCGAAGUUCAGUGGCUCCUCGGAGGUCCACAAACCAGAACGAGUGGAGCAACCUCCAGCUGCAUCUGGUCCCAAGGCCCCCGGGACCAACCGCUCUGUUGGCACUGAGGAGCAGCAGCUCCCCAGCAGCCAGCACAAGAAGAAAAAAUCCAAAAAGCAUAGAGAGAAGGAGCGGGAGCGUGUGAAAGACAGUGAGAAGAGCGAAUGGCUGGAGACCAGUCCGGAUCAAAAGCACAAUUUGUCAGCUCUUAAUGAGCAAGAGAGUGCAAAUACACCUGUUAGUCCUCCCCCUCCGGAAGAGCUGCCUGAUUACUUACUGAAGUACAGUGCCAUAACAGAUCCAGAACAGCGUCAGAAAUACAAGGAGGAUUUCUGCGCAGAGUAUGACGAGUAUCGGGAUCUGCAUUCCAGGAUCCAGAGUGUCACAGAGGUGUUUGUUCAGCUGGGUUCAAAAAUAAAGACACUGUCACCUGGAUCACAAGAGUAUAAGAUUAUGGAAGACCAGAUAUUGGAGAAAUACAGAAAGUAUAAAAAGAAAUGCCCUGGCUAUCGGGAAGAAAAGAAGCGCUGUGAAUAUCUGCACCAGAAGCUGGCACGCAUCAAGGGCCUCAUAAUGGACUAUGACCAAGCCCAGAUGACUUCAUAGCACUGGUUUACCCUCUGUGAAGCAAUCGGGACCAAAAAAAUGGCACCUCAAAGACUCCAUGCUGGGUUACAGCCAAGUGCAAAGGGUCUCCUGGCACCCUCUGUGGUGCAUGGACUGUAUGAAUUUGCAGGGGAAGCACUCCCUUCUUGGAUCCUCAAAAGAUGAAAUGCAUAACUAUGUUCACGUCAUAUUCUCUGCCAUUCUGUCUGGCUACUGUCAUAAAAUCUGCCCCAGUUUAUUUGGAAUGGCCUAGGACAUACCUGCAAUGAUUUUUAUUUUUCUAUAGGUACAAUGUAUGUUAGAUUCUGCAGGGUGGGAUUUUGCCCACAUUUCCAGGUAUAGCUUUUCUCUUUUGACCCAAGAUGAAAGACCUCAUUCAUGCUAAGGAGCCCCUUUUGCCAUGGAUAACUUAUGACCUUUCCACUGUCAAUUAUUUGCCAUAUUCUGGGUUUUGAUAUUUUUCUAAAAUUUAAAAAUAUAGACAACUUUUAAAGAGUAAGUUAAUCAUUGGAGAUGGUUACUGUAUAACCAAAAUUUUUCUAUAUAUUUUCUAAAUCAAAACCCCUCUCAAUUUGAUACUCUGGACUUCCAUCCUAAUAUCCAUAAGGGCAGAAUCUCCUUCCAAGCUAUAAAUUGGGAUGAAGGGGUGGGUACUCUUUGUGUAACCCAGGAUCUGGGUCAAAGAAAUUAUAGCUUUAAAUGUGUAAGCUUAGCCAUGGUUUAGUAUUGUUCAUAUUUUAGUUCAUAUUUUAAUUCAUAUUUUAACAUUAUUCAAGGGUCCAUGAAAACAUUUUUAAUACAGCAGUUACUGCUGGACUUAUCAAAUACUUUACCUUACAUCUUAUGUCCUUAAUGAAAAAUAAUGCAUAGUCUUUCAACCUAAUAGCACAGAUUAGAAUUGAGGAAAAUGGCUCAGAAGAGCUGUAUCAUUAUUAAAUAACGGCUCAGUUUACCAGUGUGCUAAAAUAUCGUCUUAUUGUUCAUUUAAAGUUUAUUCCUGUUUUGCUGGCAGAAUUUCAAAAUGUAGUAGCAAUGCUCAUGUAAGACUUUGAGGGCAUUAUGCUUGACAAUGUUUAUUUCAGCUUUAUGCAGCAGUUAAAUGCAAGCUGAAAUGGAUCUAAACCAGAACUGUAAUUUUUAAUUCUCUGAAGUUCAGAAUGUUUUGUUUGGUCUAACUUUUUUUGUGUAAUGUGUGAGCCAAAAUGGAGGGACCAAGUAUCAAAGUCAUAGUAAAACUGUUCUGACACAAGUCCUAAGCUAAUGAACCAUGUGAAGUGUUUUUGCUCUGUGUAUACCUGAUUUUUUUUUUU
Molecule: messenger RNA, 3121 nt
Organism: Scleropages formosus (Asian bonytongue)
Lineage: Eukaryota; Metazoa; Chordata; Actinopteri; Osteoglossiformes; Osteoglossidae
Product: RNA polymerase II elongation factor ELL2
Exons: 12
Coding region: 6-1811 (601 amino acids)
Biological process (GO): snRNA transcription by RNA polymerase II; positive regulation of transcription elongation by RNA polymerase II; transcription elongation by RNA polymerase II
Cellular component (GO): transcription elongation factor complex
Molecular function (GO): cis-regulatory region sequence-specific DNA binding
Source: RefSeq, a predicted model, not a curated record